Cuscuta epithymum is the source of this 2373-nucleotide messenger RNA. Lineage: Eukaryota; Viridiplantae; Streptophyta; Magnoliopsida; Solanales; Convolvulaceae. The record is from the annotation of a GenBank genome assembly.
CUUAAGGACCAAAUGAUCUAAUAAUAAUGGCGUGACACGUGAACGGGCACUUCGGCCGCCGCUUUGUCGUCGUUAUUUAACAGCCCAAUAAUAGCUAUCAUCAGUACAUGGGAUCUCACUUAGCUGCCUCGUUUAAUAUCCCCAAAGAGAUUCAUCAGGAUUCGGCACUCUUUCCUCGUCUAUACCAGUGCAUUUCCCCUGCUUCUACUUCCAGGUUCAUCAUAUGUUCGGUGAGGUGUUCUUCGUAUUGAAGUUUGACACUCGGAAUCUGUGCUCAAACGCAACGAAUCUUUGGUGACUAGGAUUGUGAUGAUAUUGAAGUCUUUGCUCACUGAUUCAAUUAACAUUCAUCAUAAGCCCUAAUUUCCAGCGGAUCUGGAGCGUGGAACAUCGUGAAGCCCGAAGCACAGGGGCAGUGUGAGAUAAAGAUUGCGUUUUGAGCCUGUUUCUUUAGCUUUUUCUUAGCUCUCAGUUAGUUCAAGUAGCCUGGUUGCAGCAUUUUGCGAUUUCCAUCUCCCGGCUUGGGAUGGGAGGUGAUUGAUCCCAGGUCAUAGUCUGUUGAAUUUCCCGUGAGAUGAUUGAUCAGUUCAUCAAUUUCGUCAUUCGUCCACCCAGGGCAGAGUAUAACCCAGAUCAAUAUUUAUGGGAAAAGGAUUUUACUCUUGCUGGACGUAAAUACAAAAGGCAAGAUCUGGAGGCAACUGAAAAACAAUAGAGAUCAUACUCUACGGUGUAGCCAUUACGUCCCAUCUUCUUUUCCAGAUGACUCGCCUCUUCCUUGUGUUAUAUACUGCCAUGGAAACAGUGGAUGUAGAGCAGAUGCAAAUGAGGCAGCUGUUAUCCUUCUAUCAUCACAUAUCACUGUCUUUACUCUUGAUUUUUCGGGUUCAGGAUUGUCUGAUGGUGAUUAUGUCAGUCUUGGCUGGCAUGAGAAAAAUGACCUCAAGAUUGUUGUUACAUACCUAAGAAGCAAUCCCAAAAUAUCAAGAAUUGGUCUUUGGGGGAGGUCAAUGGGUGCUGUAACGUGCCUUCUCUAUGGAGCUGAAGACCCCUCUAUUGCUGGAAUGGUGUUGGACAGUGCUUUUUCCAACUUAUAUGAUCUAAUGAUGGAGCUUGUGGAUGUCUAUAAAAUACGGCUUCCAAAGUUUACAGUUAAGGUGGCUGUUCAGUAUAUGCGGCGGAUAAUACAAAAAAGAGCAAAAUUUGAUAUUAUGAACCUCGAUUGCUUACAGGUUGCACCAAAGACAUUCAUUCCCACUUUAUUUGGCCAUGCUAAAGAUGACAAAUUCAUUCCUCCACACCACUCAGAUCAUAUCUUUAAAUCCUAUGCCGGUGAUAAAAAUAUUAUCAAAUUUGAUGGUGAUCACAAUUCUUCUCGACCUCAGUUCUAUUAUGAUUCUGUUUCCAUUUUCUUCUAUAAUGUCCUACGCCCUCCUAGGCUUCCACCCACAUCAGAAAAUAAGGUUGAGAAGUACUAUGAUUUAGAGAGCGUGAAAGUCAACACUGGAAUGAAUGAGAGUCUGUUAAAUGAGAUAAUUACCGGGCUCCAAAGUGGAAGCACUGAAACAGCCAGCUCUUCAUCUGUACAUCCUGUCAUUUCAGCCCCCAAGUUUGUUGGCGAUCUUCUGUCUGAUAUUGCCCCCAUUUAUGGUGUAAUUGAUCCAAAUCCAUUGGUAGUUGAAGAAGAUAUACUUAAUGGUGAUGGCCCACCUGACACACAGUGUCGGGACAAGACAAGUAGUAGUCAAAAUGAGGACUGUUUCUCCCACACAAGCUCAAAUAGGGAGAGUUGGGGAAGAUGCUCAUCUCUUGGAAGCGAUAACGAGCCUUGCUCAGGAAAUGCGAAUGUUACAAACCAUGAGAAUCAGACUCCAUUGGAAAUCCUUGCAACACCUCUACGGAAAUUCCGGAAAACCAUAAUGGACACUUCAAGAGGGGAUGAAAAGAAAAAGAAGAAAGCAGAGAUGACACCCCCUGCCAAGAAAUCUCGACGCGAAAAAUUUGAAAAGCUGGAGGCGUUGAGUCAGCGCUUGCGGCUUUGUAUUCUGAAGAGAGUUGGUGGUGGCCAUAGGAGACAAAGCUCCUCAUGACCCAACCUCACCCCACCCACCCACCUUUCUGAAUGUCAUAUAGAUGUGAAAGCUUAGAUCAAGCUUACAAGGAAUAUAUACUUAUUGCUCCGUAUAUUUUAUAGCCCACUACUAACCUGUGUUUAGUUUUAAUGUAAUCAACCUUUUCAAGCAAUUUUUCAAAAAAUGCUUGAUUGUAAUCUCUGUAUUCUGGUUGCUCUUCAUGUAUUAUUACACCUCAACUAUUUUUCAUAUAUAUUCUUUGAGGGUAUUCUCACAUUUCACUCUUGUGCACAUUGACUGA